AUGCUAAUCUUAGUCCUUCGGAUAAUUCUUCCUUUAUUUCCACUUCUCAAUGCUCAGAGGAUUUAUCAAGAUGGUCAAGGAAUUUACUCCCAUGACAAAUUUGAACUACAGGUGUUUGAAAACGCAACAGUUGGCAGUGUUAUUCUACCGGAUCUCCGUGAUUUUUUACAAAUUUCGCCUGAUCGUCAAGUCCGUCUUGGACCAGGUGUUUUUAGUUCCUUCUUCUCUCUUACCAAAAAUUACUCCUUGAUAGUGCAGAAUAGUUUGGAUCUUGAAUCUGGCAAAUUGUGUCGUGCCGAGGAGACGUGCUGUCGAUCCGAGGAUACAGUCAGUCAGGACAGCUUUUUGCCUUAUAGCCACUUUGUACCAUCAUGCAAAAUAAAAGCUGUCGUUUUAGCAAAUAGCGGUGACUCUACUCCACUAAAACCAGUUGGACGGAUCGUAGCUGUUAUUCAGGAUCUUAAUGACCAUGCCCCAGAAUUCACUCUUCCUAAAACAGAAUCCAACUCUGUCAUUCAACGGAUUCAUGUGCCAUUUUUCGAAGGCUUCAAAGGGGUGGGGGAGAAAUUUCAACUACCCACUGCCAAAGAUAAGGACUUUCUUCCAGAAAAUUCUAUGAUUGCUUACUCGGUUGCCUUAAAGAAAUCAGAUGGAAUGAGUUUCUCGGAUUCGACUAGGAGUGAAAUUCCAGUUGCUGGAGGUUCCCCAUCAUCGGUGGCUGUGGGUCCAUUUCGAUUGUCUUAUAAAUCCAAAGAGGACAGUCUAACUCUAGAAGUGGCUAGGGAGUUGGAUCGCGAAACCCAAUCCGAAUACGAACUAACCCUUAUAGCUGAGGAUGGCGAAGGUCAGAAAGCAAUCCUGAUCAUUCAAGUGCAUGUGCUUGAUGUCAAUGAAUUUGCACCUAGGUUUGUGGGUGUUAGACCUCAUGGGAACACGGAGGUUCAAAAAACUCUUGAAUCCAACAAACGAGUGGUCCAUAUCUACGAGAAUGCAACACUUCGAGUGCCAAUUGUCCAAGUGAUUGCAGAAGAUAAAGACGCUCCUCCAGCUAAUCAAAUAGCCUACAAGUUUUCCCCGAGUUUUUUGCUCAGUGAAGCAGCUUCCAUCUUCGCUAUUGAUAAAAAUUCUGGUAAAAUACACUUGGAGCAGUCGCUUGACUAUGAAGAGACAAAGCGCUAUGUGUUACCAGUGCUGGCAAUAGACUCAAAUUACGAGCCGGACCUGGGCGAAAUGAAAUUAUUGUCCCAAUCGAUGCAAAAGGUAAUGGAAGCAAUUGUGGAUAGUAUAAAGAAGGAGCCAAAAACUGCCACAAUGACGCUGGAAAUAAUAGUUAAUGAUUGCAACGAUCACGCGCCAGAGAUUAAGCUGCAGGGUGCUGUAAAUAAUGCUGCUGAGGCUCUCAAAACUGGAAUGGAUGAGUUAACAGUGUUGGAGAACGAUCCUCCAGGAACAUCUUUAGUUUUCUUUAGUGCUACGGACCGAGAUCAAGGUGAUGCUGGAACUUCACAAUGCUAUCUAUUAAACUGGACGGAGAAGUUCAGAAUUCAUAACUUCUCUGACUUCUUCAGUUUAGAAACAACUAAAGAACUUGAUCGCGAAGCACAAGCCCAGUAUCUUUUGACAAUUGAGUGCUUUGAUAAUGGCAGCCCUCGACAAUAUAGUCAAAAACGCAUCAGAGUCACGUUGUUAGAUGUGAACGACGAAGCACCUUCCUUUCAGCACCCUUUCUACUCCUUCCAAGUUUUGGAGAAUAGUCCACCAAAGACCAAGUUGACACCUGUUAGUGAUAGUUAUUCAAAUCCAGUUGUAGCAUUUGACAAUGACAUAAACUCAACUCUCACCUAUCACCUUGAGCCUGCCUCCUCUAUUGAUGCGGACCAAAGAAAUAUAUUUGAUUAUCAGUUAUUUGAAGUCGACAGCGAAACCGGCACCCUUUACACCAAAAACGAAUUAGAUCGAGAACAGAAAUCAAAUCAUAAGUUUAAUCUUUGUGCUGAUGACGGAAUCCACAAAGCCUGUACCAACAUAGUCGUGCACUUAGAUGACGUAAACGAUAAUCACCCUCAAUUUGAUAAGGAAACAUACAUAAUACGAGUACUUGAAAAUACACAACUCUACGAGCCGCUGAUAACAUUUCAAGUAACUGAUGUGGACAGUGGAAAUCAAGGCUUCUCCAUUGCUAUUGAGCCUUCACAAAUACUAGGAAAUGCUUCCGAAUUGCAGAACGCAACCGAGAACCUCCACAAUUUCUUCGUCAUUCGAGAUAAUAAACUCUUUUUACGGCAGCCUCUUGAUAGAGAAGCAAAGUCGCACUACCAUUUCUUUGUGCGAGUAACGGAUUCUCAGAAUUUUGGCUCAAGUGUAACGCAAAAAAGUCUUUCAAGCACUGCGGAAGUCUUUAUUGAAGUCGGUGACACUAAUGACAAUGCGCCGGUAUUCAUUUUCCCAAAUGCCAGUGCCGCAAAUGAGGGAGGAAACCAGUUGAAUGUCUCUUGUCGUGAAACCAUGGGUAGUUCUAUUGGUCGAGUCGUGGCUGUCGACUUAGAUCUCGAACAGAAUGGAACGGUGGUGUACUCUGUCAUUCAAGGCCCGGUGUCAAAUGAGCUUUUCUAUCUUGACAAGCAGUCAGGAGAGUUGUUUGUGAACUCCGGUCGACUAAUUGAGAACUGUGACUCUGUUUUUCUUCUUGUCAUAUCAGCUGAUGAUAUGGGGCCACCAAGUAGUAAGAAAGGUCGUCCAGUGCCAGUUGAGAGACUGCUGAUAAAGCUUCAAGAUCAGCCAACUCUGGCAGAAUACAUGUCCUUAAAUUCUCAACUGCCUAACGAGAAAGGACGCAAUGACUCACGAGGGGAAAAGAGGUAUUUUGGACUACCAGCAAAGACAAUGAUGAGCGUUGUCCUAGGUGGAUGUAUUAUAUUUUUAAUUGGAUUAUUCUUGGCUUGGAUUAUCCUAAUGCUUAUCAGUCGAUCAAAGCGGAGGAGGAGGGAGAGAAGUGGAAAUGAGGCACCCUAUCAAGCAGUGACAACUCAGUGCUGUGAAGCUGGCACCUUCUUAUCAGAUGGCAAACAUGAGAUCUUCGUUCAUCCAACUGGAACAUUUCCUCAUGGACUUCGAUUACCUGGAAAUAGGCCGUAUUCACGUUGCAUAAUCAGUGAAAAGGAUGAUGGUCUGGGACUUAGGGAUUUGAAUGCGGAUGGAUCCCUCUCUUCGAGGGCCAGUCCGUAUAGGCAAUCGACUACCUUGGAUGGGACGCAAACUUUGAACACCGGUGGCUACAUUGCUUAUGCCUCGGGUACCAAUUCUGGAGGUCGCAUAAGCCGCCAAUCGCCCUUGAACUUUAAGUCUACAGUCCCUUUGAUGACUAAUGCUGAGUGGUCUAAAAGCGAACCCUGUUCUGAUAUGCCCUUCCAUUUGGUUGUUCAAAGAAGUUGGCACACUGGGAUUGGUUCUGAAAGGUGGAGGUAUGAUAUCACUUUGAGACUUACAGUUCGAUUCGUGCCAGAGUGUGUCACAAAAGAGUUACGUCUUGAGCCUGCUUGCACUGGCGAAUCGACACGAUACCUCUUGCUCCCGGCCCUUUCGACAUCUUCAGCCGCCAUUAUCAGCAUGCCAAGUACAUCUGAAGAUGAUGCCAACAAUCACAAUUUCAUGAAGCCUACGAGAACAGAACAACGUAGACAAUCUCAAUGUGCCUGUGAAAGUACCGAAGAUGACCAUUAUCAAAAUAAUGCUUUUCAUCCCUCUCAUCGGCCCUUUCUAACGCCACCACCUAAACGAAAAUUCAUCAAACCGCAAGAAGAAAGUAAUGAAGUAUUGGAGAAUGUUCAUUUCAUGCUAACGGAUAGCCAAUACACUCCUCUCGUUGACAACUCAAACCCCUCGCAGAAUCCCCACGAAAACCAGUACUUGAUUAUCACAAGUCGAGGUCCGGAAAUGACUCCAGUCUACAACACAAUUAGUAGAACCGUAACCACUCGUGGCUCAUCCCUUCCAAGAAGCAUUCGUGGAUGUUCUCGAUCCCUUGAAACUGUUGAAGAGAAGGACUUGCAGGAGAUGAACCGUCUAAAAAAUAAUGUUGAAGGAGUCAUUUUGGUGCCCACAAGAGCCUCACAAUCUCAAUCCCCACCAACCUUGAACAACAGCAUCCAUCCGAAGCCUCCAAAUCUUCUCAGAUUUGAAGAGAGUAAUCAAGCCGCAGCGGCACGACUUCGAGCUGAUUAUAUUUCCCUGGAAGAUCUUUUUAGCUCCUGUGUUUAA
Molecule: messenger RNA, 4257 nt
Organism: Rodentolepis nana
Lineage: Eukaryota; Metazoa; Platyhelminthes; Cestoda; Cyclophyllidea; Hymenolepididae
Source: the annotation of a GenBank genome assembly